Schizophyllum commune H4-8 is the source of this 1601-nucleotide messenger RNA. RefSeq lists its product as uncharacterized. The record is from RefSeq and is a predicted model, not a curated record. NCBI's taxonomy places the organism in Eukaryota, Fungi, Basidiomycota, Agaricomycetes, Agaricales, Schizophyllaceae. The coding region runs from base 216 to 1601 and encodes 461 amino acids. The transcript has 9 exons.
UCGGUUCACCGCAACCGACGCAUAGCCCGCGCAACUCACCUUCACCAUCCGCCCAGAAGGCCGUCGCUACGAGUACUCGACGAGGAUACACAGACCGACCUCAUGCUGGCCUACAGAGCCUUCAUGCCAUGCGUCCUGUACCGUAUCUCGGAUUGUUGCAAUGAUAUUGUGGUCUCUGAUCUUUUUGUGUCGGUGUUUCGUUCGGGAAGAGGUCAAUGAUGUCGACUUCGAAGUCAUCGGAGCCUCAUGUACGGGACCCGCAGGCGUAUAGUCGCAUUCGCGCCGGACGGUGGGGACUGUCAACACCGGUAGACUUCCACCAGAUGAGGCUGCCCGUAGCUCUUGCGGUUGUCGGCGCGUACUAUCCAGAGUCGAGAAACACCGCGAAGGCUGUGUCGCCGUCGGCCGACGGGCGUCAUGGCCUAUUCCAGCGGCUCUCGCUUCCGUACAUUUUUCGCCGUUUGUCGCGAAACCCUGGCCCUUCGUCGGGCGGCUCGCCCACUGUUUCUGUGCGUCCGACGCCCCCCGCACCAGAGUCGGAUAUCCUUCGGACGCCGCCAACGUUGGCUGUGGAUGACUCGAACCUCGCUCCCGUAGCAGACUCCGUCUCCCGGUCCCUUGUCGCUGAUCUUCCGGAGAUUGGCACCGCAUCAGUAGACGUCGUAGGCACACCUACCAGCGACUUGGAUGCGACCGACGAUGUCCCGGCCACGCUCAACGACAACCCCGGCGCACUCACCGACGUCGAUGACGCGCCAGCUGACGACCCGAUGACCGAGAUGUGGAACGAGGCGGUGGCGGAAUGGCAGCGGAAGACUGACGUUGACCUGACCGCUCCCGAUUCUAUGCUAUUCAGCUCCAAGGACGCGAUAGUGAGCUACAUCGCGGAGAUGGAGGAAGAGGAGGAAGAGUCCAAGCAGGGUCGCUGGCGGAAACUGCACGACCAUCUAUUGCCGCUGGCACGAAUAUUCGAAAGGCUAUGCGCCCCCAUUGGUGAAACUCUGAGCACGACUGCUUUCCCGCCUAGUAAGGUCAUCUUCUCGGCAGUGGGCAUGAUCAUCCAUGUAUACAUUCGGACGCACGAGGAGCAUGAGCAGAUCGUUGACGCUUUCGAUGAGAUCCGCAAUCAUUUGCAGAUCAUCGAAGCCGUUGGCGCAAAUUCCAGGCAAUGCCUACAUGGCGCAAACGUCAAGUUGCUUGCGCAGAUCCUGAAUGUCCUUGGGGUCAUUGUGAGAUUGAGGCGCAAUAAUUACGGGGAGGAGCGGAAGAACACGAGCGAGAUGGAAUACUGCUUCAAGCAUGUGCUGCAGGUUGCGCGCGACAUCCAGGACAACAACACCUCGAACCUGGCGAUCCUGAGAAGCAUGGAACAUAUGUUCCUCUGUCAGGUGGAAACUUUGAGAGGACCUUUCAAAAUGGAGAGAAAUAAUGCAUGGCUCGGCUUUCAGGAUCCAUCGCCCAGAAUGAGCAAAUUGCUCAAUGAUCGCGCGGCGAGUACCGGGCUGUGGCUCUUCGAGAGCGAAGUCUUUGCGGCGUUCAAGGAGAGAAGGAUCCAGGUACUUAUGCUCUACGGGAGUGCGCCGCCGCGGUUCGAGAGCUGA